Molecule: messenger RNA, 1557 nt
Organism: Cercospora beticola
Lineage: Eukaryota; Fungi; Ascomycota; Dothideomycetes; Mycosphaerellales; Mycosphaerellaceae
Product: class I adenylate-forming enzyme family protein
Biological process (GO): fatty acid metabolic process
Molecular function (GO): medium-chain fatty acid-CoA ligase activity
Source: RefSeq, a predicted model, not a curated record
AUGACCUUAACAUACCACGAAUUACACCACGCCGCUCUAAAACUGGGGUCCAACCUUACAACGUUGGGAGCCAGAGAGAGAUCAAAGAUUCUCAUUGUCAUACCAAACGGAGUAGAAUUCUGCAUUCUGUUAUGGGCAUCCAUCUUGAUGCGAUUGACGAUGAUCACAAUGGACAUGACCUUGCUCAAAGCAUCGGACUCUAAUCAUCUAAAGGACACUCUGCGAACACUUCGACCUUCGAUUGUCGUUUUACCAGACCAAAAUGCAGCGGAGACGGUACGCGAAGCGGCCCAAAAGCUGAAGCUGGCGCCGCCAUUGUGCGUUGCCUCCAGUCCCACGAUCUCUCGAGAUUGCAACUCGUUCUCCGAGCUUCUUACUGGGAACCUGAGCCACGGCUUUGAGCAGGAACUCUUCCAGAGACUAGAAAUGGAUGAUCCAAACCGUAUUCAUUCGAUCACCUUUACAUCCGGAACAACAAGCAAGCCCAAAGGCUGCCCGGUGCGAGUAAAGGGCAUGAGCCACAUGUUGCAUUCAUGGUCUUGGCUCAUCAACGAAGACAAUGGUGUGCGAGCAUUACAACAGCUGCAUAACUCUCGUGCAAUUGCACCGGCUCAGGUACUACAGACAUGGAAAGCUGGAGGUACGGUUGUCAUGCCUGGCAGAAACUUCGCCAUUGAGGACACCCUGGACGCAAUCGAAAAUCACGGAGCGACGUUUAUUGUACUGUCACCGACAAUGGUACAUCGUCUGAGUGAGGUAUCAAAGGGUUGCAGUCUUGCCACAAGCUCCGUGCGAAGUAUUCAAAUCGGUGGCGACGCCGUCACAAACGACGUUCUCGACAAGUGUGCCAGAAUCUUUCCAAAGGCAUCAAUCUGUACUCACCAUGGCAUGUCGGAGGGCGGGGCUGCGUUCAAAUGGGCAUUCUUCGAUACUCCACCAACUUUUAUUGAUACUCAUGGGGGCGUCUGCCCAACUGGGACCGUGGCAGCUGGAUCAACAGUUCGAGUCUGGGAUCGAAGAAGGAAUCGGAUUGCGUUGAGAGGCAAGCCAGGAGAGAUGCAUAUCAGCAGUUCCAGCAUCAUCGAGCACUACUUGGGUGGUGCAGACCCGGACAGUUUCCUGGUCGACGCUACUGCCCGUUGGUUCAAUACUGGAGACGUUGCUAUUAUGGACGACCAGGGCAUCGUCACCAUUCUGGGCCGACGUAAAGACGCUAUCGAGCACAGCGACGGCACGUUGAUCAUGCCUUCGUCGAUAGAAAACUGUCUGCAGGAGUACCUCGGGACACAGGUCUGUGUUGUGGCAAUACCUCAUACGGUCCAUGGAAAUAGGCCAGUCGCAAUUGUAGCGAAUAUGGGCACGCACUCACCAAGUGCAGCAAUUGACCACGUGCAGCAGGUUCUUGGCCCGGUGUACACUCCAGAUCAUCUGCUCUGUCUUCACGACCUUGAGUUAAUGAAGUUCCCGCUGAACGCCACCGGAAAGGUAGUCAGAACCACAAUACAAGAAGCUGUGCUGUCAUCUGCCUACACUCAGGUAGGCUCAAUGAGUCGUUGA